AUGAUUGAUCCUGAUCAUGCUGAUGCUCCACCGCUCUAUGGGAACGAUCCUGAGGAGAUCUGCGAUAUCAACGGUAUGGACGCACGGGCAUAUGAUAGUGUGAAGGACGAGGAGGCAGAGAAGAGGAAGAAUCGAGAACGGAGAGAAGACGAGGCCUUCGAGAAUCCUUCGGAGACGACGAAAAAGGUCGAGAUGGAGUACAUGGCACCAAAAAAGGAAAGACGUUUCAAGCUGUAUAUGGCGUAUCACGGGCGUCGUGGUCCGUCAUGCUGCAUUAAGAUUCGUUUACCAAGGCAUGGAGGAUACGAGGAAGGUCCCAGUAUAAAUCUCAAGAAGCUCUUUGUUGAGAAUUACAAUAGAUUGCGUCAAUUCAUCAGCGUCUAUACAGUUCAUCUAAGGUCCGAGGUCGGCGUCUACAUACCCGACAGUGCUGCCAUCACAGGCUAUAUCUCUUAUGGGGGGCUGGUGCAGAUUGUCGACGGAUCGCCUGCUGCAGUGACCGCCGAUAGUCGUGUCUUUGCGUGGGGCCGCAUGCCCUGGACGGGUGCCCAGACAUCGCAAGGACUAGAGGACGUAUUAUCCUUAGCCCGAAAGCGUAUACGCUCCGUAGCGAUAGGAGCUGGCCAUGCCUUGGCUCUCACCGAAGGAGGAAAGGUUAUGUCCUGGGGACUCAAUGAUUCUGGCCAGCUCGGUACUGGUGAUGAACGGAGUCGGAUUAUACCAGAAACUGUUAAGCUACCCAGCGAUGUUUAUAUUGACAAAAUUGCAUGUGGUCCUGACUACUCUGUUGCCGUUACUAAGGCUGGUCAGCUGUGGACUUGGGGACGGUACCAGGCUAGUAAUUGGCCUCGUCUAUUUGUCGAUACAUGGUGUAAUGGCAACAAGCCUGGAUGUGACAAUACAGCUGUAGGACUGGCUGGCAGCAGAAUCCUAAAGGUGUCAUGUGGAGACCAACACAUGCUGGCCCUCACCAAGGAAGGCGAGGUCUUCUCCUGGGGAUACAACGACUUCGGUCAGCUCGGUUGGGGGCUCCACGGGGUAGAUGUUGUAGGCCAGCAACGGCCGCAUAAGGUUCCCCAUUUACCUAAGAUUAGCGAUAUCGCGGCUGGAGGUGGUCAUAGUGUUGCGGUUGGUGACGACGGAGCCGUGUAUAGCUGGGGGAGCAACUCACAGGGUCAGAUCGGCCAUGGGCUCCGGCAAGAUUUCGCGGAGCCAACGCGAGUACAGAUGCCGCAGCCGGUUAAAUCAGUGACUGCUGGCAAGGUCACCACUCUGUUGGUCUGUGAUGAUGCUGAUAACUCCGUAAUAAUGUGGGGAGCUGUGCAAGCUGCUGGCCCUGAGAUGGAGGCCCCGGUGAAGGCUGCAGAGGGAAUGCAGAAUGGACAUAAAGAAGAUAAAACAGAGGCACCAGCGGUAGCAGCAUCGUCGGUGAUGGCGAAGUUAGGUGGUGGGGGAUCAGCCAGCGUUCUGAUACCGGGCCAGGGAGAGGUUACUACAAUGAGCAUUGGGGAAGCUCAUGGAGCUGUGGUUAAGGAUGCUGCGCUUUAUGGUUUUGGAUACAACUCUGAGAACCAGGCCAUCGCUACACCCUCGAAAUCUUCUUUCGUGCCGCCAACACUAGUAGAUCUAACUGAGAUGCACAAGGGUCCUGAUGACUUCAAAUUCAACAAGAUAUCCGACCUCGCCUGUGGCGGCUCGAUGAGCUUGGCCGUUGCCAACUACUCCAUAUAAGGAGACCCCUCAUCGGUU
Molecule: messenger RNA, 1749 nt
Organism: Perkinsus marinus ATCC 50983
Lineage: Eukaryota; Perkinsozoa; Perkinsida; Perkinsidae
Product: regulator of chromosome condensation, putative
Exons: 18
Coding region: 1-1731 (576 amino acids)
Source: RefSeq, a predicted model, not a curated record